Ilex paraguariensis (yerba mate) is the source of this 790-nucleotide messenger RNA. Lineage: Eukaryota; Viridiplantae; Streptophyta; Magnoliopsida; Aquifoliales; Aquifoliaceae. The record is from the annotation of a GenBank genome assembly.
AUGCGACUCUGUUACUCUCAGUUGGUCUCAAGGCAUCUGGUGGUCCCUCGGAGAUCAAGACCGGCACCGCUUUUUUCAUCUUCGGCGACUCCUUUCGUGGACUCUGGCAACAAUAACUACAUCGACAACGGCCCUGAGAACCCGGGAAAUUACAAGCCUUUCGCCCAAAAUGGCUUCUUUAAAGAACCCACUGGACGCUUCUCUGAUGGCCGCAUUAUAGUUGAUUAUAUAGCUCACGUGAAUGGAGUCAACUUUGCCUCUGGAGGGGCUGGAAUUCUUUCUACCACCAAUCAAGGCCAGGCCAUUGAUCUUAAGACACAACUCAAACACUUUGAAGAGGUGCAAAAUUCACUAACAAAGAAUUUGGGAGAUGCAGAAACAAAGGAGCUUCUAUCGGAAGCAGUUUAUUUCAUUAGCAUUGGAAGUAAUGAUUAUAUGGGUGGUUAUCUUGGUAAUCCAAGAAUGCAGGAACAGCAUCCUCCCGAAGAAUAUGUUGGGAUGAUCAUUGGGAGGUUGACACAAGCAAUCCAAGAAUUGCACGAGAAAGGCGGUAGAAAGUUUGGUUUCCUAAGCUUGCCACCACUGGGUUGCUUACCAGCCCUUAGAGCCCUCAACACCAAAUCUAAUGAAGGCAGUUGUUUUGAAGAGGCUUCUACUCUCGCGUUGGCACAUAAUAAUGCUUUGAAAGCUGUCCUAACAAGAAUUGAACAUCUAUUCAUGGGUUUCAAAUACAGCAAUUCCUAUUUUUACAAUUGGCUUGACGACAGAAUCAAUAAUCCCACCAAAUAUG